AAGCUUUUGGCCUUGUAAGUAACGCUAGGCCGAGAAAUGGCUGCGAGAGAUGCGUGCUGCAAAAUCAGUUUCACUCUCUCCGCAGCAGCACUUGGAGGCGAAAACUGCUAGUCGCUGCACGCCGCGAUGCCGCCGAACAAAGAGGAUAUCGACUUGUACGAUGAUCGGAUGGAGUCCUUCGCGGACGACAUGCCGCCCAAGAAAAUCUCACCCCUGUUCAGCAUGGACGAGAGCGAGGUGGACUACAACCAGCCGAUCAAAUGGUUCAACGUGUUCGCCCUGUCCUCGGUGCACAUCCUCUCCAUUGGCGGCUUCAUCAUAGGAAUCACUCAAGUCAAGCUCAUGACUAUUUUCUUCUUUUUCGUUUACGGCCUAAUCUGCGCGUUUGGAGUCACGUCUGGCGUUCACCGGCUCUGGACGCACCGCUCAUACUCGGCGAACGUGCCACUCAGGGUCAUCCUGAUGCUUUGUUAUGCGUGUGCUGGACAGAACAAGAUUUACACGUGGGUGCGCGACCACCGCGUGCACCACAAAUUUAGUGAGACGCCUGCCGACCCACAUAACUCGAAGCGUGGCUUUUUCUUCUCGCACAUCGGCUGGCUGAUGAAGAAAAAGCAUCCCCUGUGCAUCCAGCAAGGACGCAAAAUUGACUUGUCGGAUAUUAAGAACGACGAAAUCGUGCAGUUCUUUGACGACAAUUUCAUUAUGAUGAAGACUAUGUUCUGCUUCGUGAUUCCCACCUACAUCGCCCGCAACUACAUUGGAGAGCCACUGUGGAUCGCCUUCCUGGCCAAUCUUUUCCGCUACAUGAUCGUCCUGAACGGCACCUGGGCUGUCAACAGUUUCGCCCACACCUUUGGACACCACAGCUAUGACAAGAACAUCGCACCGACCGAAUCGAAUCUGGCGUGCAAUUUGUCUUUCGGCGAGGGCUGGCACAACUACCACCACACCUUCCCCUACGACUACCGUCAAUCCGAGUUUGGAAUUCACAAGUACAACAUGCCCACUAUGUUCAUCGACUUCUUCGCGUGGCUCGGAUGGGCCAGCAACAGGAAGGCCGUGCCUGUGGAGGUUGCCCAGCGGCAAGCGAAAAAAAGGGGCGACGGCACUCGUUUUGAGCAAGAAAAUAAGGCUGGGAUAUCUAACUAAGAUUCAUCUUUUUGCACUAUUUAAAUUCAAGCCACAUAUUUAUCUGCAAAAUUUCAUCUACUGACAUCACCGUGAAAUUUACAUAUGAAAUUAGUUGACAUAUAAAUAAAAGCAGGUGGUUUUAAGUUGAUAUGUAAUUAAUAUUCUAAAUGUGGGGAUGUAUGGGGUAUCGUUGCUCUGCUGAUCCGCAAUAAAAUUACUUUUAAUCUAUAUAUGACGAGGACGCUUGCCACUUCUUAUUUACGACUGAGAAUGUAAAAAACGGAAAAGUAUAUUAAAAUAUUUUUUAUUUACUGUAAAUAUAUAAAUUUUAAACUGUGAUUUAUAUGACGAGGAAUGAUAAAAAAUAAAUACCUUCGCAUAAUACUCAAAAUAACUCUGAUUUGUAUUUUCUACCCAUUUCAGAGAACGAGGUAAAAUUUAUUCUGAUACGCAAUGAAUUAUUGUAGAUAGACCCGAAUAAAUAAUUGUAAAGCAGCAGCAAAGUAA
Molecule: messenger RNA, 1641 nt
Organism: Cloeon dipterum
Lineage: Eukaryota; Metazoa; Arthropoda; Insecta; Ephemeroptera; Baetidae
Product: acyl-CoA Delta-9 desaturase-like
Exons: 6
Coding region: 127-1152 (341 amino acids)
Biological process (GO): unsaturated fatty acid biosynthetic process
Cellular component (GO): endoplasmic reticulum membrane
Molecular function (GO): iron ion binding; stearoyl-CoA 9-desaturase activity
Source: RefSeq, a predicted model, not a curated record